Molecule: messenger RNA, 1068 nt
Organism: Cyanidioschyzon merolae strain 10D
Lineage: Eukaryota; Rhodophyta; Bangiophyceae; Cyanidiales; Cyanidiaceae
Exons: 1
Coding region: 1-1068 (355 amino acids)
Molecular function (GO): intramolecular lyase activity
Source: RefSeq, a predicted model, not a curated record
AUGCUAAACAAAAACUCUAAGGCUUUAUGGACUCCCCUCCGUGACUACGUUCGCCGGAGAAAUGCAGGCUUGUCGGGAACUGUCGGAGCACCUUGGACAGUAAGAUCAAACUCUGUUCAACGAGGUUGCGAAAAAGAAAAUGAUCACAGGUUCUGGCACGCACUGAGGGAGGGGGCUUCAGACCUAGCUACAGCUUUGCGAGCAAGAGCGCCUCAACCCAGCUGGAGCCGUUUCGCCGAUGCUACGAGUACAACGGCCUAUGGAUUCGCUGUAUGGACUUGGCGUCAAGGCGCACCCUGGUUGGCUCUUAUGGGGGUUUCAGCCACACUCGCCACAUUGUUGACUGCGAGUGCGCACUGCGAGCGCCAGGAUGCUCCCGAUGCAACGGCUGCUUCCCCUGUGCUGGGUAUCUCCCUCGAAACGCAGCUGGGGGGAAUUAAAACUAAUGAACAAAGCGAGGCGCCGUCGACAUCGCAUGGGAUGGAUUUGUUUAAGCGUACGCUGAUACCCUCGCAAGAGGUUUUCGUUGGCUCUGGAGUGCGCCUGAUGCUCGGACUAGUCCGGGUCUACUAUGUGGGCCUCUAUGUCGAUCCAGUUGGCGCAAGGAAUGUUCUGCUUUCGGACUACUACGGCAAGGAUGCCCAGAUGAUAUGCGCUGAUACUGCAUUCUGGGAUGCAUUCCGUUCUUUCCGACACUCGGUCGUCAUGCAUGUCAUACGAAGCGUUGAUGCGAAGCACGUUGUCCAAGGUCUUGAGCGCGGAUUGACCAAAAGGCUGCGGUACGCCAAAAAUAAGCUGCAGAUGCCUGAUGAUCGCGCCAAGCUUGCUCAGCUGAAAAACUACUUGCUUGGCAUCAGGCAGAUUCCGGAAAACUCGCAGAUUCGCUUCGCGAUCCUGGAUGAAGGUAAUACGUUAAUGAUCGAAAUGAACUCCGUACUCGUUGGUUAUGUUGAAUCGUGUCCAGCGCUAUGUUAUGCGAUUGAUGAUAUUUUCCUCGGCAGUAAGCCUGUGAGUGCAGAAGCAAAGCAGAGCUUCUGUACCGGCAUGGAGCGCAUAAUCAAAGAAUAG